CUUGCUUUUGAGCAGCAAAUUUUGCCAGACGGGAGAACCUGUGAUAAAGUCCUCUGAAAGCGACCAUCUUCAGGGAAACAAACACACUGCGAGUCAAGACGAGAUAGAUGAUAUCCCGCAGAGUGCUGGAAGUUUACAGACCAUUAGGUUAGGCAAAGCAGAGCAAGGCAUCAUUCAAUUCUGAGUGUGAGGAGACAACACCACCACAGAGAAUGGUUAUGAGAGAGAUAUCCCUUUAUCUUUUGCUUGGUCAUCUCCAAGCUGCUGACAGUGUUCCUGUCCAGUGUCUGAGAUGUGAGAACCUACAAGUAAUAGAUGUUUGUGCUCUCUGCCCAGGCAUGUCCAUCUACGAUAUUCCACCAAACUGCACAAAAGACUUUCAGGUUUCUGUCAACAACACUAAAUCCAUGGUACAGGAGGGUGAUGACAUCCUACUAACAUGUGUCCAUAACCUCCCUAAUUUGAACCUGACAUUUGGGUGGAAGGAGGGGAAGAACAUCAAGAAUGGCCAAAAUGAAAAUGUUUGUGCUCUCUGCCCAGGCAUGUCCAUCUACGAUAUUCCACCAAACUGCACAAAAGACUUUCAGGUUUCUGUCAACAACACUAAAUCCAUGGUACAGGAGGGUGAUGACAUCCUACUAACAUGUGUCCAUAACCUCCCUAAUUUGAACCUGACAUUUGGGUGGAAGGAGGGGAAGAACAUCAAGAAUGGCCAAAAUGAAAAUGUUUGUGCUCUCUGCCCAGGCAUGUCCAUCUACGAUAUUCCACCAAACUGCACAAAAGCUGCUGACAGUGUUCCUGUCCAGUGUCUGAGAUGUGAGAACCUACAAGUAAUAGGUAAAGUAUCAGAUGUUUGUGCUCUCUGCCCAGGAAUGUCCAUCUACGAUAUUCCACCAAACUGCACAAAAGACUUUCAGGUUUCUGUCAACAGCACUAAAUCCAUGGUACAGGAGGGUGAUGACAUCGUACUAACAUGUGUCCAUAACCUCCCUAAUUUGAACCUGACAUUUGGGUGGAAGGAGGGGAAGAACAUCAAGAAUGGCCAAAAUGAAAGUACGCUGGCUCUUAAAAAAGUGUUAACUAAAAGCCAGUACAGCUGCUUUGUGUGUAGCCCUUUCGGCUAUUACGAGUCUUUGCCACAUGAUGUCUCUGUAAACAGCAACAGUGUGCUGCUCCUGGUGAUCUGUGGUGUUUCUGCUUUGGUCCUGGUCAUGUCUAUGGGGCUAGCUAUAAAGUUCAAGUUGAAAAGAGACAACGCAAAACACAAAAAGAGGAUGAAGCAGAGGGCACAGGCUGGGCAGAGUGGCGGUCCAGCUCCACUCACACCAAGAGAGUCCUAAAAAAAGAGCCAGUCUAUCACAUUACAAAAUAAUAUAUUCUGAUAUUGUUUCAUAAUAUGCUGUUAUAGUAUUUGAUGUAACAAUAAAAACUCUUUAUUUUCUGUC
Siniperca chuatsi (mandarin fish) is the source of this 1445-nucleotide messenger RNA. RefSeq lists its product as uncharacterized. The record is from RefSeq and is a predicted model, not a curated record. Bases 213 to 1340 code for a protein of 375 amino acids. NCBI's taxonomy places the organism in Eukaryota, Metazoa, Chordata, Actinopteri, Centrarchiformes, Sinipercidae. The transcript is spliced from 18 exons.